AUGACAAUCACGUGGCCUUGUAAAGAAAACUUGGAAAACUACGUUGUUUUAAGCCAUUUCGACCACCCUUCCUCUUUCCCCACUGAACAACUCCCUCUCACACCUCCCCUCCCUCUCCAAAAUCCACCACAAGUCUCCGCCGCCGCCCAAGACCAAGCUCUCGACGAAACCCCAGUCCUCGGGGCGGAGCCCGUAGAGUUCUCCAACACAAGACUGCUUGCCCAUAAUGUUCCUUGGCAUUGCACCCCGGAAGACAUCCGUACUGUGUUCGAGAAGUACGGCACCGUCGUUGACAUUGAGCUUGCCAUGUAUUACAAUGGGUUCGAGGAGGCUCGUACGGCUCUGGAUAAUCUCGAAUCGUCUGUAAGCAUAUCAGAGCUACUCCAGCAUCAAGUAACAAGGGAUUGAGCUGGAACUAUGGUAUACUGUACUUCUACUGUCACAUUUUAGUUUUUACUAGUUGUGGAGGUUGUGAAGGUUUCCUCAUCCACUGGGUUCGUUCCUCUUCUUGUACCGAUACUGUUUGGUUGUAGGAGAGUCCCAGAGUCGCAAAUUUUGAAAACAGGGGAAAGCAAGAGAGGAUUUAACAUGAAGUUUUAAGGAGAUGAGAAGAGAUAUAUGUUUGAAUGGAGUGAUAGGGUGGUGAAGACUAGAAGAUGUUUUAGGGAAAGGGAGAGGGAAGAAGUCAAUGGAGGUAGUGCUGCCACCGUUUUCUCAAUAUUUGAGAAUUAGAUCAUUUGUAUUCCCUUGAAUAAGUUUUCCAUAUGCCACUGAGUGAGUACUUCCCUUAGUAAUAUUGAAGGACCAAUCAUACAGAGUAUAGUUUAAAGGGUUAAGUGUCUCAUUUUGAAGUUCAAGAAUCAAUGUAACACUUGGGUUAACUAGUAAAUUUUUUCCAAGUUGAUAUGUUGGCCUUUUCACUUUGCAAAUAUGUUAGCUAAAGAAAGCAAAUGUUUUACAAAUUAAUUUUGUAUAUCUUCCAGUAUAUUUUGAGCAACUAAAUGUAUGAUGCUUGUGUGGCUUCCUUC
Molecule: messenger RNA, 1028 nt
Organism: Pyrus x bretschneideri (Chinese white pear)
Lineage: Eukaryota; Viridiplantae; Streptophyta; Magnoliopsida; Rosales; Rosaceae
Exons: 4
Coding region: 1-408 (135 amino acids)
Molecular function (GO): RNA binding
Source: RefSeq, a predicted model, not a curated record